Messenger RNA from Temnothorax curvispinosus, 2436 nucleotides. RefSeq lists its product as uncharacterized. Gene Ontology annotation, molecular function: olfactory receptor activity; odorant binding. Gene Ontology annotation, biological process: detection of chemical stimulus involved in sensory perception of smell; sensory perception of smell. The transcript has 16 exons. Gene Ontology annotation, cellular component: plasma membrane. Bases 189 to 2378 code for a protein of 729 amino acids. NCBI's taxonomy places the organism in Eukaryota, Metazoa, Arthropoda, Insecta, Hymenoptera, Formicidae. The record is from RefSeq and is a predicted model, not a curated record.
UCGCGUAUCGUCUGGGCGCGGGAGGCGACUCCUCUCAUUACUGAUUCCAUUUAAAUCGGAAUAUUAUAACGUGUAUUUCUUUGCCAACGUAUCGACACCCCAAGAGAAUAUCAAAUGAAUCGUGCGGUUGACGGAAACGUCACUUCGACUUAUUCAAGAAUUCCGCUUCAACAAGCACAGGCCAGCCAAUGGACAUCUUUGAUACCCGAUAUUUUCGAGUUAACAAGCUGCUGCUGUCGUUUCUCGGUCUGUGGCCGGUACAGUCAUCGUCUAACAAAAACACAUUUUUCUAUUGUACAAUACUUGGUAUACUGAUUAUACUCCUGCCGCAGGUCGCAUUCUUGUUCAAACGUAUGAGAAAUUUAAACGAUUUUUACGAUGUUUUGCCAACUUUACUUGGAGCGCUUCUAUGUCUCUUGAAAGUAAUUGGUGUCCAUUGGCAAGCUAAAAAAUUUAAGAUGCUGAUUGAGCACGUGCGUCACGAUUGGUGUUUAUUGGCGAAAUACCAUGAUAUUUGGAUUUUGAUAGAAUAUGCCGAGAAAAGUCGGAUAUUCACAGUGGGUUACUUAAUUUUUACAAGCACGGGUGCAGCCAGUUUUGUGACGGCGCCGCUCACCGUACCUUUAUUCGACAUCAUACUGACGUUAAACGUAACGAGACCGAAGAAAAUGCCGCACCCCGCCGAGUUCUUUUUGAAUUUGGAAAAGCAUUAUUACAUUCUUUUAGCAAUUACGUUCGCAGGGUACGCUAUGUGUGUUACGAUAGUGAUCGCAACAGAUACCAUAUAUUUCGCGUUGCUGCAACAUGCCUGUGGUACACUGGCUAUAUUAAGUUACCGUUUGAAAAAAUUUGCUAUACAUGAUAAAUUAAAAUGUAUCGAUCGUAAUCCUAUAUCUAAAGAGGACAGAGAUAUUGAGAAGCUGGUCCAAUGCAUACAGCUGCAAAUCAGAAUAGAGAGAUUAAUCCAGUUGAUCGAAUCGACGUUUGCGAUGUGCCUUUUUGCCGACAUUGGUUUGGGCAUUCUACUUCAGUGUUCUACAUGCGUUAUGAUCGUGAUUAAUACGGAACUAAUAAAAAACGGUCCACUUUUGCUCCUUCAAUCUACUCGAUUUUUCUUUAAUAGUUGGAUAGGACAGAAGAUAAUAGAUCACAGUUCUCAGAUUUCUGUUGCAGCAUAUAACGGAUUGUGGUAUCAAAUGUCUUUGAAAGCAAAAAGAAUGCUACUAUUUCUAAUAAUAAAGUGUCAAAAACCAUGUCACAUAACUAUGGCGAAAAUAUACGUAAUUUGCUUGGAAAGUUACAGCACGUUUUGGGGCUUAGCAGCUGGAAUAACGGAUCUGAGCAUCAUUAUGGAAAAUACGUCACCGUUACUGGUGAAUAGCUUCGUCAUCAUGAAGCUCAUUAACUGCGUGUUUACUAAUGACAAAAUGAAAGAGCUUCUGGAGGAUAUCGAAGAGACAUGGAAGAUGAAACACGCGGGUCCAGAGAAAGAAAUAUUACAGCAUUACGCAGAGGAGAGCAGAACAUUCACGAUACGAUACGCGAUUGCUCUUUACGUAACGUGGCUUUUCUACUCUACGACACCAGUGGUCAUUAGCGGAAUCUAUAAGUUUUUACCGACGAACGAAACAUACACGGCUAGGUUUCUAUAUCGCUUGGAACAUGUUCUUGACAUGGACAAGUAUUUUAACCUGUUGAUGUUUCACGGGUUUAUCAGCGUAUUUUACAUAGUCUCUGUGGUGAUAGCUGUCGACUGCACGUUUACACUUUGCACUCAGCAUAUCUGUGCAUUGUUCGAAUGUAUACGAUAUGACAUAGAGCGCAUACAAAGCUCGAAUUUCAUAUUGCCUGAGCCAAAUAUUGAGGACGAUGAAGCGUAUCAUGACAUAAUUGGCUGUAUCAAAUCCUACAAACAUGCGUUAAAACUUUCCGAUGUGCUCUCGUCUAACUACGCAACAUCAUUUCUUUUUCUUCUGGGAAAUGUAGUUAUAUGUUUAAGCUUCGGCGCGGCUGAGGUAAACAUCCGAAUUAAAUAUAGAAGCUUUUAUGUAUUUAAGUUGAUAAUGGUAAACAAUCAACUCGACGAAAUUAUCAGAAUUCUCUCUGCUAAUUUAGCGCAAGUGCUACACAUAUAUUGCCUGAGUUUGAUUUCUCAAAGAUUGAUCGAUCACAGCAGCGGACUUCAGGACGUAAUUUACAGCUGUGACUGGUAUAAUAUUUCAUUAAGAUCGAGACGUCUCUUGAAAUUUACAUUACUGCGUACUGCUAAGCCGUGCCAAAUAAAAGCUGGUAAGGUGUUUGUAAUGUCGAUGGUGAAUUUCAGCUCGAUCUUGCAAGUAUCCUUAUCGUAUUUUACGAUGCUUACGUCACUACAGUAAGAAUCGUAACAAAGUUUAUAAUGGAAUUAUAACUUUUGGGAAUAUGUCAACAUCAUUA